Molecule: messenger RNA, 981 nt
Organism: Mercenaria mercenaria
Lineage: Eukaryota; Metazoa; Mollusca; Bivalvia; Venerida; Veneridae
Product: histidine-rich glycoprotein-like
Exons: 1
Coding region: 1-981 (326 amino acids)
Source: RefSeq, a predicted model, not a curated record
AUGCAACACUACAUCCACAACACACACACCAUACCAUACACACACCACCACACCACACCACACCACAAUACAUCACACCAUGCAACACUACAUCCACAACACACACACCAUACCAUACACACACCACCACACCACACCACACCACAAUACAUCACACCAUGCAACACUACAUCCAAAACACACACACACCAUACCGCACACACAACACCACACAAACACACCACCACACCACACCACACCACAAUACAUCACACCAUGCUACACUACAUCCACAACACACACACCAUACCGCACACACACCACCACACAAACACACCACCACACCACACCACAAUACAUUACACCAUACUACACUACAUCCACAACACACACACCAUACCACACACACACACCACCACACCAUGCUUUACUAAAUCCACAACACACACACCAUACCACACACACACACCACCACACCAUACUUUACUAAAUCCACAACACACACAUCAUACCACACACACACCACCACCACACCAUGUUUUACUAAAUCCACAACUAAAUCCACAACACACACACCAUACCGCACACACACCACAAUACAUCACACCAUGCAACACUACAUCCACAACACACACACCAUACCAUACACACACCACCACACCACACCACACCACACCACAAUACAUCACACCAUGCAACACUACAUCCAAAACACACACACCAUACCGCACACACAACACCACACAAACACACCACCACACCACACCACACCACAAUACAUCACACCAUGCUACACUACAUCCACAACACACACAUCAUACCGCACACACACCACCACACAAACACACCACCACACCACACCACAAUACAUUACACCAUACUACACUACAUCCACAACACACACACCAUACCACACACACACCACCACCACACCAUGCUUUACUAAAUCCACAACACACACACCAUACCACACACACACACCACCACACCAUACUUUACUAA